AGCUUCCUUCCUUCCUUCCUAUCUUGAUUCUCCCCUGUUGCACCACCGCUUUCUUUCUCUCUCGCCCUCUCUCUGCGUUGUUGGAGAACAUUCAGAAAAAAAAAGGAGAGUGAGCCGAAAAAAACAAUUCAGAAAAUGGAGAACAACGCAUUCAGAGAUCGAAUCUUGGAGGACAAUGAACACGAAGAAAUCCCUGAUUCCUUUGUUUGCUGCGUUUGUCUGGAUCUAUUAUACAAGCCCAUUGUGCUAUCUUGUGGUCACAUAUGCUGUUUCUGGUGUGUCUAUAAUUCAAUGAAUUGUCUGCGGGAGUCUCAAUGUCCAGUAUGUAGGAAUCAAUAUUAUCACUUCCCAACAGUCUGCCAAUUGCUUCACUUUUUACUUCUCAAGAUCUAUACCGCUGCUUACAAGAGAAGGGAAAACCAAACUCUUGAGGAAGAAAAGCAAUCAGGAUUCUACUCCCCUCAAUUUGAUCCUGAUACAUGUGAAUCACAAGCUAAAUUUGGUCAUUCUGGUAUCCCUAGUUCCUCCUCUAAUUUGAAUUUAACGUCCAACUCAUGCAAUGUGGGAACUUCUGAAUGUCUGGAGCAAUCAGGGUCAGCUGCCAAUGAAGGAGAUGAUGGCACCAUCUAUUAUGAUGGAGAGUCUGAUAUUAUUGGAACUCCUGCUAAAGGAAAAAAAAUGCCUCAGGAAGAGCUUUCUGUACAAAGGAAAUUAUCAGUUGCAGAUGUGACUUGUACGAUGUGCAAGCAACUGCUCUUUCAUCCUGUAGUUCUUAAUUGUGGUCAUGUGUACUGUCAAACUUGUGUCAUCAACAUAGAUGACGAGAUGCUCAGAUGUAAAGUUUGUCAAAGUCCACAUCCUAGAGGAUUACCAAAAGUGUGUUUGGAGUUGGAUCACUUUUUGGAGGAACAAUUUCCUGAAGAAUAUGGACAGCGGAGAGAUGCCAUUGAACUAAAGCAAAUCAAAGUCAAACCCGACACCCCUUCUUCUUGUUCAUUGGAUAAUGGUAAAAGAGUAGAAAAUAUAGAUUGGUGGUCUGAUCCUGACCCAAAAGUUCACAUUGGAGUUGGUUGCGAUUUUUGCGGGAUGUUUCCAAUAAUUGGAGAUAGAUAUAGAUGCAUUGACUGUAAGGAGAAGAUGGGCUUUGAUCUUUGUGGUGAUUGCUACGCAAGCCGCUCGAAGCUUCCCGGUCGAUUUAAUCAACAACACACCUCAGAGCAUAAGUUCAAGCUUGUACCACCGAACAUUAUUCAUAACAUGAUGUUGAGGCUGGCCACAGCACAGUUAGGAGAAGGUUCUAUUGACCUGGAGUCUAUAGCAAACAUAGAAGUUACUUCAGAUGGUGCCGCUUUGUUUGAUGAUGGAGAAGAUAACCACAAUGAUUCUGAAGCCACCAAUUGAAAAAAUGAGCUUAACAAAAAAAGUCCAUGAUCUAAUAAUUGAUGUUUUUGGUGGGGGGGUUAAGUGGAUAACUCCUAAUUGUGGGAGGAGCAAAUAAUGCAAUGUUUCAAGGAAGUUUGCUAGUCAAUUGGUUGAGGAAUUCUCAAUUCUACGUGGUCUAUGUGAUUUUCUAUUGCAUGCCAACUUGACAGUGUAUUUAUGUCUUAACUGAAUUUGUUUCCAGCUUGUGGCUAUUUUAUGUUAUUGCAUUAGGUGCACAAGCAAUUCUGUUACGCCUUGAUGGUAAGAAUCUUGUACUUAACCUGGUUAUUUGAACAUAUUCGGGAAUGUACAUAUUCUAGGAGUUUGUCUGAGAUCUACGAUAAUGUGUUUGUUGCAAUAAUAUUAAUAAUAAUAGGCACAUCAUUGUGAAUAA
Messenger RNA from Glycine soja, 1816 nucleotides. Its product is annotated as E3 ubiquitin-protein ligase PRT1-like. The transcript has 7 exons. NCBI's taxonomy places the organism in Eukaryota, Viridiplantae, Streptophyta, Magnoliopsida, Fabales, Fabaceae. Gene Ontology annotation, molecular function: zinc ion binding; ubiquitin protein ligase activity. The record is from RefSeq and is a predicted model, not a curated record. Bases 136 to 1401 code for a protein of 421 amino acids. Gene Ontology annotation, biological process: proteasome-mediated ubiquitin-dependent protein catabolic process.